Molecule: messenger RNA, 1745 nt
Organism: Setaria italica (foxtail millet)
Lineage: Eukaryota; Viridiplantae; Streptophyta; Magnoliopsida; Poales; Poaceae
Product: arabinosyltransferase RRA3
Exons: 2
Coding region: 203-1483 (426 amino acids)
Biological process (GO): root hair cell development
Molecular function (GO): glycosyltransferase activity
Source: RefSeq, a predicted model, not a curated record
GUUCGUCGUCCUCCGUCCGGCCGUCCCACUCCAAAGCACGACGACCCAGAAACCGAGCGUCUCCGUCACGCACACGCCUCCGCCGUCCGCCCAAACUCCUUCCCCCCUGGGAAAGGAAUCUUCCAGGCCGAGGCGGCCUCCCCCUCCCCCCCACGCUCUGAUCUCGUCGCUGCGGCGGCGGGCGGCGGCCUCGUAGAGGGAGAUGGCCAGCCGGCGCGAGUCGCCCCUGAUGCGCGGCGGCGGCGGAGGAGGAGGAGGGCAGCCGCUGUCCCGUGGGUCCCGCAUCGCUGCCGCGGUUGUGGUCGGCGUCGCGCUAGGGUGCCUGUGCGCGUUCUUCUACCCCGACGGCUUCUUCUCCCGCGCCCCUGACUCCGCCAUCCAUUGGCCUCGCCGGGCUGACUCAGUUGCCUGUGAUACAUCUCGGGAAGUUGCCAACCUGAAGUCACAGCUGUUAUCAUUGGAAAGGAAAAAUGCUGAGUUUAGGAAGCAGAUCAAUGAACUAUCAAUGAAGCUUCAGUUGGCUGGACAAGGGGAAAACGAGGUCCUGUAUAAGGCUGGUCCAUUUGGUACAGUGAAGGCUCUGAGGACAAAUCCAACAGUUUCUCCUGACUUAUCCAUCAAUCCCAGAUUGGCAAAGAUAUUGGAACAGGUUGCUGUGAAGAAAGAACUCAUAGUUGCAUUGGCAAAUUCUAAUGUGAAAGAGAUGCUAGAGAUGUGGUUCACUAACAUCAAACGAGUUGGGAUUUCAAAUUAUUUAGUUGUUGCAUUGGAUGACAGCAUAGAGAACUUCUGCAAGUCCAAUGAUGUCCCAGUCUACCGUCGGGAUCCUGAUGAUGGCAUUGACAAUAUUGGAAAGACAGGUGGAAACCAUGCUGUUUCUGGACUCAAGUUCCGCAUAUUGAGGGAAUUUUUGCAGCUGGGGUACAGUGUUCUCCUCUCUGAUAUUGAUAUUAUUUUCUUCCAGAAUCCCUUUGAUCAUCUCUACAGAGAUUCUGAUGUAGAGUCCAUGAGUGAUGGCCACAACAAUAUGACGGCUUAUGGAUUCAAUGAUGUUUUUGAUGAGCCUUCAAUGGGUUGGGCAAGAUAUGCUCAUACAAUGCGUAUAUGGGUUUAUAAUUCUGGAUUCUUUUUCAUUAGGUCAACAAUUCCUUCAAUUGAGCUUCUAGAUAGAGUAGCUGGUCGCCUUUCUCGGGAGCCCAAAUCAUGGGACCAAGCAGUUUUCAACGAGGAGCUGUUUUUCCCCUCACAUCCUGGUUAUGAAGGUCUUCAUGCAUCCAAAAGGACCAUGGAUAUCUACCUCUUCAUGAACAGCAAAGUCCUCUUCAAGACUGUGAGGAAAGAUGCUCAUCUGCGGAAGUUGAAGCCGGUGAUUGUGCAUUUGAACUACCAUCCUGACAAGUCGGAUCGCAUGAAAGCAGUGAUUGAAUUUUAUGUUAAUGGGAAACAAAAUGCCCUUGAACAUUUCCCUGAUGGUUCAGAAUGAUAGACAGCAGCUUUUGUAGAACAGAAAAUGACAAACUUGUAGUAUCUAGUCGUUUUGAAGCUCUGAAUGAAAGCACAGGUUGUCUAAUACACAAUCCAUUGUCAUUUUAAAUCCUCUGUGCUUGAAAUGUCAACUUUCACUGAGCACCUAACUCGUACAGUUCUGUACUCUCAAGUAUUGGGAAGCUGCCAUCCCAUGCUUUACAGAUCAUGGCGUUUCAUACAAGCAUUACCAGUAAAAUAAGUUUCCGGACUGUGUUGCA